Messenger RNA from Candidula unifasciata, 305 nucleotides. The record is from the annotation of a GenBank genome assembly. NCBI's taxonomy places the organism in Eukaryota, Metazoa, Mollusca, Gastropoda, Stylommatophora, Geomitridae.
UAUCUGUGUUCUCAGUAUUAGUGUUCUCAGUAUCUGUGUUCUCAGUAUUUGUGUUCUCAGUAUCUGUGUUCUCAGUAUUUGUGUUCUCAGUAUCUGUGUUCUCAGUAUUUGUGUUCUCAGUAUCUGUGUUCUCAGUAUUUGUGUUCUCAAUAUUAGUGUUUUCAGUGUUAGCGUUCUGAGUAUUUGUGUUCUCAGUAUUUGUGUUCUCAGUAUUUGUGUUCUCAGUAUUUGUGUUCUCAGUAUUUGUGUUCUCAGUAUUUGUGUUCUCAGUAUUUGUGUUCUCAGUAUUUGUGUUCUCAGUAUUU